GAUCCUGUCACAUUCUGCCAACACAUCGCUCUCGAUUCCUUCACGGUCGUCCAAUCCAACACCACGUCGCUUCGCCUCUCUCACUCACACAAACUCAUACACUUGCAGACCUGCUCCGAUUUGCCUUGCAGCCUGGCCCUCGAAGGUAUUGCGCAGGAACACGGAACCGACCCCCCCAAAGCUGUCGUCCCGAACUUCUUGCCUUUUGUACGCCUUACGAUAGGCCACAACUUGCUCACAAUUCUGAUGCCCUAUGCCAGUCACCGAGCGAAUGAUGGACGUGCUAUGAAGAGAUACAGCCACCGCAGCCACCAACCUGCCACAUCCUGCACCUUGAUCGCAUCAUCCUCCCUGCAUCUGCAUCUAGUCACUUCCUCUUCCUCCGUUUCGAGCCUCCGAAAUACUGUCCUUCCCUCUCGAUAACCGCUCUCUUGUCCUCCUUUCGUCAGUUUCCGGCUGCGGUUGAAUCGUCAACAAGUCUGGCCAACUCACAGCUUGGUCACCCGGCCUUCACUUUCGCUGCCCGAUCUGCAGAGGAUACACAGACACUGUCGACUCCUCCUUGCGAAACCAUGUUGAUUGAGCUGAAGAGAAGGCAAUUGGUCGUCGCAUCACAUUUUUGAGGGACUCUCAGCCUAAGGGUGUUGGUGAAUCAUGGUCAAGGCUGAUGUCAAGCGGGACUACUAUGCGGACUUGGAGCUCCCCCCUACCGCUGAUGCAGAAGAGAUCAAAAAGCAGUUCAGACUUCUAGCGAAACAAUAUCAUCCGGACCGAAACCCCGGUCAUGAAGUCGAGGUCGUCCCCAAGUUCCAAGCUGUCCAAGCCGCCCAUGAAAUUCUGAGCGACCCUGUAGAGAAGGCCAGAUAUGACGCUGGUCGGGCGAAAUUGGCUGCUAAGACCGCCGCCACUGCUUCAACAGCAUAUGCCUCCGAUCCCUACGGUUUUCCAAGACCAAAUACUGCCAAAGCGACUCCUACAGCAAAACAACAAUUCCCCUUUCCUCCACCUCCUAAGUCGGCACAAAGUCGUGCGCCGUUUGGUGCGGCAAAUCAGAAGCAACAGGCUUCUUCUGGUGCCGACAAAUUUAAUGCAUUCACUCGAGGUGUACCACAAUCAUGGGAUCGAUCGAAAUUCGACGAGGCUCGGGCAGAGGCCGCAAGAGUUUUCCCUACCAUGAGACCUACAUCUUCCGCUCAACAAAUGCCUCCGCGGUCGACACCCAGGCAGGCCCCUACUGCUCCCAAACCCCCUUCCAGCUCAGAAAUGCCAUACGUCCCGAACAUACCGCCCACGGGUUUCCCGGGUUUAUCUAGGACGGCAAGUUCGAGGAAAUCAGACUACCACGGGGCAGAUGCGUCGCAAUUUCCCCGUUCGGCCUUCUCUUACGUUCAAGGAACGCGUGGACAACCGGCACCGAAUCCACAUAUCCAUAUCCCAGACAAUCAGUCUAUGCGAUCGCCUCCCGUUUCGAGAGCUAGGCCUGCGGUCAGCCCUCUACGGCAUGCCCGCUCUUCCGAUUACGACAUGAGGAACGAUCUUGGAGGUCGUCCGCCGUCAAGAUAUGCUGGAGCUGGCGGGGAACGAACAGACAUUAACGGAGACGGCCUACACCGUUCGUCCAGCGUCCGUAAUUCACCGAUCGAUGAUCGAGGACCUUUUGGCAGGCCCUCAACUCGCUACGAGAGUAUUCCACGUCAUCGGAGUGCUAGUCCCGGGAUGCGGAAAGCAGGAAUACAUGCAGAUUUCUCCGAGACUUCGUCUAGUGAGGAAGAACCGCUGCAUAUGAAUUCCAGACCGAAGGCUGUCCCUCGGAGCCGACCACAAGCCAGAACAGGACCCAGUUUCGAUGCAGAGAACAACCCGGGUUUGACGGGCCAAUUCCCCAGUACUAACUAUACCAGAAUCGUCGAUGACAGCCGUUACCAGUAUCCUCCGCCCGAAGCGAAAGAACCUACGCGCAAACCCUUCCCAAGCAUGGCGUCCCCAGAUGUCGAGGCACCGAAGCCUAAUGUGUUUCGUGAUGACGGAGGAGGUUUGGACAAACCCAAGUAUGCUCCCUUUUUCUUGGAUUCCCGCACAUGGUCCCGAGGAAAUAGACGUGAUGGCCCUACUCAGAGAGGAUAUUCCUUCAACGGCUUUCCGUCGUGGGCAGUUCCUUCGAGUGUUUUUCCGCAGACCACACCUCCCCGGUCUCAUAGACAGAACGGUGACACCCUCAAGGCAGGAGGCGGUCUUGAUUUCAUUCAGUCUUGGAGCAAUAACACUAACCCAACUGUCAGUAAUGACUCGGUCCACCCGAAAGCCCAGACAACAUUUUCGGCGGCGGAUUGGCACGACAAAGUGACAGCAGAAGACAUCUUCCGCCCGGAUGAGUCUCAAACGCGCAAGUCCUCUCCUUCGAAGCUGAACCGAACCGGAAGUAAACCAACGUCACGAGGAAGAGCACAGUCACGGUCGGCAGAUCAAGAACCACCCUCUGCGUCCGAGGUUCCUAACGGUCAUGGAGGAGACAAGUCAACGGCAUUCCAACCAGGAAAGUUGGCUGAUGACUGGGCUGCCAGAGCUUCCGCGAGACCAACUCCUCGCAAUCCGAGAGCAAGCCCCGGAUCUGACACAACGGACGACUCUAGAGAUCGCUACAUCGUGGUGGAAGAAGAUGCAAUGGAUGUCGACACGCCUCCCACCAAUAAUGCUAAAGCCCCUACGUCGAAUGGCAUCAAAUACCCAGUCAGUACGGGACCGCCCCGUCCCGAACCGAAACGCCGGUCGACAAAUGGAGGAGUGGACUUGAAGGAAUUCGCCCAGCAAGCUCCAUUUGCGCCGACGUCGACCGGGCUCAAAGGUAUGAAAGACGACCUCGAAACAUUCCUUCCAUUUGAGUCACGUGCGUCAAACGACGUCAACCUCAACCGUACGACGUCGGCACGGAUCCGGGCUUUGAAUCUCCCGAAACCGCCCAAAGUCGUUAUCCCGCCGGCUGAAGAUCGAUUGGAUAAGACCAAUUUUGCGCAAUACGUCGAAAAUAUGGAGAACUACAUGCACGAGUGGAACAAGUUCAAUGCGAGGAUGAUCGAGCAUUUCCGAUCCAGGCAGGAUCGCGUGUGCGGCACGAUGAGCCCGCACUGGAUUGCGCAGCCGAGCGACGGGCCAGAUGCCGAUGCUUUGGAUGCGGAUGGCAGUGGCGACAAAAAGGCAGGAUAUGGCGCGUACGUGCAGUGGCUGAAAGACGACGUGCAGUGUCGGCAUUGGUGGGACGAAGCAAACGAAAGGCAUUUGGAAUGUUUGGAGGACCUGGGAAGAACCAGGCAGGUGGCGAAGCGAAAGUUGCGGCCUUGACCAACAUGGCACGGACUCAUGGAUUCGCUACAGGUCUUUGGAGACGGAUAUGGCAUGAAGUUACGGCGAUUGAUACCGCUAAUCUGAUGCCGUGCGUGGCUUUUUGGAGCGAAGGAAUCGGGCACAGUGCAGAUAAGAUACCCUUUUUGUCCCGGCUGCCCCUUUUGCUGGCGUCGGCGAUAGUGAGAUGGAUGAGAAAAUCCUUCUGAGAUAGUUUCAGGAGACUCUGG
Messenger RNA from Cladophialophora immunda, 3566 nucleotides. RefSeq lists its product as uncharacterized. Gene Ontology annotation, cellular component: cytoplasm. NCBI's taxonomy places the organism in Eukaryota, Fungi, Ascomycota, Eurotiomycetes, Chaetothyriales, Herpotrichiellaceae. The transcript is spliced from 2 exons. The coding region runs from base 655 to 3336 and encodes 893 amino acids. The record is from RefSeq and is a predicted model, not a curated record.